Staurois parvus is the source of this 312-nucleotide messenger RNA. Lineage: Eukaryota; Metazoa; Chordata; Amphibia; Anura; Ranidae. The record is from the annotation of a GenBank genome assembly.
AGGGGUAGAUUGCCGCCUGUUGCCCGAGGCCCCUGCCCAGUGGGUAGGUUGCCGCCUGUUGCCCGAGGCCCCUGCCCAGUGGUAGGUUGCCUUUUUUUUUUUUGUCCGCCUGUUGCCCGAGGCCCCUGCCCAGUGGUAUGUUGCCACCUGUUGUCCGAGGCCCAGUGGUAGUUUCCCGCCUGUUGCCCGAGACCCCUGCCCAGGGGUAGAUUGCCGCCUGUUGCCCGAGGUCCCUGCCCAGUGGUAGGUUACCGCCUGUUGCCCGAGCCCCAAGCCUAGGGGGGAGACUGCCUGCCUGUCGCUGAAAACCCC